Molecule: messenger RNA, 1853 nt
Organism: Cuscuta campestris
Lineage: Eukaryota; Viridiplantae; Streptophyta; Magnoliopsida; Solanales; Convolvulaceae
Source: the annotation of a GenBank genome assembly
AACCCGUCUCCAUCACCGGAUCACAGAAGCACGACGGCCCAGUCGCCCCCGCUCACACCCCCAAAUUACAUCCAAAAUCUUGCAAAACCCAUUCAAUGUCUCACUAGUUGCAGCUAUUUCCGUCUCCAUAGCUCGAAUUUCUGCGCGAAUGCUCUGAGAUUCAUUCUCUUUGCGGUCGCGUUGGGUCGAAGCGGGAUUUGUCCGGCCCGGAAAUGGAAGCUUUCGACCUCCCAGUCUUCGACUCCAACACCGGCCUGCGUUGAUAGAGAAAGACAUAAGGGGACGCGCGUGCACAUGGCAAGGCGCGUUUACGAACUCUGGAAAGGAAACAACAUAUUUUUUCUCGGCGGAAGGUUGAUAUUUGGACCUGAUGCAAGGUCAUUGCUCAUCACUUUACUACUAGUCACAGUGCCAGUUACCAUUUUUUGUGUCUUUGUUGCAAGACAUCUACGCCAUCAGUUUUCACCUCUCGAUGCUGGAUAUGCUGUUUUAGUGGCACCGAUUGUCUUUACCAUUAUCGUAUUGGUGUUACUUUUACUAACUUCAGCACGUGAUCCUGGUAUUGUUCCACGUAAAGCACAUCCUCCUGAGGAAGAGAUUCGUUAUGAUGCAUCAGCAUCAGCAGAUGUUGGAGGAAGGCAAACACCAAACCUUCAGUUUCCUCGAACAAAGGAAGUUAUGGUUAAUGGAAUUCCUGUAAGGGUCAAAUAUUGUGAUACCUGCAUGCUCUAUCGCCCUCCUCGCUGCUCUCAUUGUUCUAUUUGUGAUAAUUGUGUGGAGCGUUUUGAUCAUCACUGUCCAUGGGUGGGGCAAUGCAUAGGAUUGCGCAACUACCGCUUCUUCUUUUGUUUUGUUUCAUCCGUGACCCUUCUGUGCAUCUAUGUGUUUGCCAUGUGUGCUUUCUACAUUAAGGUACUGAUGGAUGAUAAUAGAAGCUCAGUAUGGAAGGCAAUGAAAGAAUCUCCAGCAUCUGCAGUUCUUAUGGUUUACUGCUUUAUAUCCUUGUGGUUUGUUGGUGGGCUAACUGGCUUUCACUCCUUCCUCAUCAUCACCAAUCAGACGACAUAUGAGAAUUUCAGAUACAGAUCAGACAACAGGCCCAACAUCUAUGACCGUGGCUGUUGGAACAAUACAUCUGAAGUGUUUUGCACAAAAGUAAGCCCAUCCCGGAACAACUUUAGGGCUUUUGUGCAAGAGGAGGAGGAGACACAACAAGGGCCUCCUCCCACAACUUCCAUGGGAGCUGAAGAAACAGGGGAUGAUACGGACCGGCGUGCAAAGGUAGAAAAUGAUCAAGACAUUGGAGGGGACCUCUUGAGGAUCUCGCGGCGUCAUCAUGACAUUAUUGAAGAUAUUGACAUCCGGAGUAGAGGAGGGGGGAGCGAUGAUGCCUCCCAACACAACAAUUCUUCUGGGGUUGAUGAAUCUGUGCUUGUUGGGGGUGGAACUUUGCUCUCAACAACAAGCAGGGGAAGAAGUGGGAGUUGGGAAAGGGAGAUUGUGCCUGAAGCCGCGCACGAGAGCAGAACCUGUGUUGGGGCUUCAAAGGACGCUUCGUUUCACAUCAACGAAAACCAGCUUGUACAGUCCUAAUGGGCAGAGGGGGUAACUAUUAUUAUUGAGCACCUUUUUUAAUGUUUUUUUUGGUCGCAGGGAAUGUGCCCUCUCAUUAGGCACCGAACUGAAAAGGGCGUCUAGAUUAACAUCUAGGGGAGUUUUUGUGUUUUAACAAAAGAAGAAGACUUGAUCUUAUGGCAAAUUGAAAAUUGGUGUCAUUUUGGUUAAAGAAUCUCUUGGUUUCUUUGUCUUCUUAGGCCGUGUUUGAGAGAAUAUUUUCGAUUAGCGUUAACGAU